AUGAAUCCUCCACAGCCUCCACAUUUCAUUGUAUUGAAUUCUUCAAGAAAUUGUUUAUUACCAUUUGUGGAUGGUUAUAAAUACAUUCCAACUGAUUCGAAAAGAAUCGUUUUUAAAUGUGCAAUUGUUGGCUGUCGUAAAAGAAUUAAAGUUGAGUAUCAAGGUAGUGCAAUGGUAAACGCCACAGAAACUGGAUGUAUGAAAGAUUUACCGCACGAACAUGAUUCUACAUCAUAUUAUGAUACUUUGUGCUCUUUAAAAAUGAAAGAAACAGCCAAAAGUAUUAAUUUUAAAAACAAAACUACCGCUGAAAUUGUAGUAGACAAUUAUGUUCAAGGCUCCGUUAAAAGACUGUCUGCUUGUGCAAGAACCAUUCGAUUGGAAAAGGAAAUAGCAACAAAUCCAUCAAAAAUUGAAGAAAUUACUUUUACUGAAGAAGAAAUGACAUUUCUGUUGUUUAGAGACGAAGACAUGUUAAUUUUUGGAAACAGGAAUUUGUUUGAGUUUUUCAUCAAUGCAAACGUGAUAAUGAUGGAUGGGACCUUUAAAUCGUGUCCUAGUUUGUUUUAG
Molecule: messenger RNA, 570 nt
Organism: Entamoeba invadens IP1
Lineage: Eukaryota; Evosea; Mastigamoebida; Endamoebidae
Exons: 1
Coding region: 1-570 (189 amino acids)
Source: RefSeq, a predicted model, not a curated record